AUGCAAUUCUUUGCCACAUUGAAUACUUUCUACGCCUUACAAGCCAAGCGCAUCAACCUGUUGCAAGACACUGCUUUCAGAAAGCUCGCGAAUGGAAAAGGAUAA
Molecule: messenger RNA, 105 nt
Organism: Sclerotinia sclerotiorum 1980 UF-70
Lineage: Eukaryota; Fungi; Ascomycota; Leotiomycetes; Helotiales; Sclerotiniaceae
Exons: 1
Coding region: 1-105 (34 amino acids)
Source: RefSeq, a predicted model, not a curated record